AUGAAGAUCCAGUGCGAUGUGUGUGACAAAGGAGAAGCAUCGGUCUUCUGUGUUGCAGAUGAGGCAGCUCUAUGCAAUACUUGCGACCACAGGGUCCACCAUGCUAAUAAGCUAGCAAGCAAGCACCACCGCUUCUCUCUUCUUCAGCCACCACCCAAACAAGCCCCUCUCUGCGAUAUCUGUCAGGAGAGAAGGGCCUUCUUGUUUUGCCAACAAGAUCGGGCUAUUUUAUGCAGAGAGUGUGAUAUUCCAAUACAUAAAGCAAACGAGCACACUGAAAAACACAACAGGUUCCUUCUCACAGGUGUCAAGCUCUCAGCAAAUUCUGCCCUUUAUGCACCAUCAGAAGCAGCAGCAGCAAUCUCUGCUAGUUCCUCUCUGACCAACGUUUCUGAUGCAGUUCCCACUUUCAACCCCCAGAGCACAGUUAUUAACAAGCCUGUUUCUAUUAGCCGCGAGAACGUUUUGCAGUUUAAUCCAACCCCUCGAACGAAUGCCUCGAAGGCUACCAGUACAACUUCAGCUAGUGCAAACACGGUAACUGCAGCAGCAGCUACAAAUGAGAAAGGUACUACUACCACCACCACCACUGCUAUGAAUGGACAAACGAUGAAUGGAUUGGAUACCAAUAAUAGUUCGACUCCCACAAGUAGCAUAGCUGAGUACUUGAUAGAGAUGCUGCCAGGAUGGCAUGUUGAAGACUUUCUUGAUUCCUCGUCUCCUUUUGGUUUCUGUAAGAGUACUGGUGAUGGUGAGAUGAUUCCAUUUUGGGAUGAAGGUCUUCAUAGCGAUCUGAGCUCGUUCCUGCCAGAAAAUACGGGUCUUUGGGUCCCGCAAGCUGCGCCUGUGCCCCUGCAUGCACAUCCUACUACUCAACCUCAAUGCUUUUCCACUUCCUCCGCAUCCAAUGUGGGUUUUGGUUUUGGUUUCGGUGGGCAUAUAGGUUCCAAAGACAUGAUCUCAAACAUCAAGUCCAGCAGAAAGCGGAAUGACGACAAUUCUUUUGCGGUUCCACAGAUCAGCCCACCUUCUUCUGCCUCCUCCAAGAGACUUAAAACGACUACUUUAUGGUAGACCGAACUCAUCCAAAUUUCAUCUCUUUAGACCCCAUCUCGAUGUGUCUCUCUUUUUCUUUUUCACCCCUAUCUAGCUUCGCUCGCUCAAGUGUCACGGUUUUGCAUUUUUUGUUUCCCUCUACCAUAUGGACAAGCAUAUUUCUCUCUCUCUCUUUUUUCUUUUUUUCCCUGUUGGAUCAUGAAUUUCUCUGAUCCAUGCUCCUCUCGAGCAACCAAUAUCGUCCAUAUGGAAUUAGGUUGUUUGAUGCGUAGAUCUUCUACGUGCCUGCUAUGCAGCUUUCGCGAUGUACUCGCAAGC
Molecule: messenger RNA, 1374 nt
Organism: Coffea eugenioides
Lineage: Eukaryota; Viridiplantae; Streptophyta; Magnoliopsida; Gentianales; Rubiaceae
Product: B-box zinc finger protein 20
Exons: 3
Coding region: 1-1074 (357 amino acids)
Biological process (GO): regulation of DNA-templated transcription; photomorphogenesis
Cellular component (GO): nucleus
Molecular function (GO): zinc ion binding
Source: RefSeq, a predicted model, not a curated record